Messenger RNA from Diorhabda carinulata, 4948 nucleotides. RefSeq names its product suppressor of cytokine signaling 2-like. The record is from RefSeq and is a predicted model, not a curated record. Lineage: Eukaryota; Metazoa; Arthropoda; Insecta; Coleoptera; Chrysomelidae. Gene Ontology annotation, molecular function: 1-phosphatidylinositol-3-kinase regulator activity. Bases 471 to 1283 code for a protein of 270 amino acids. Gene Ontology annotation, cellular component: phosphatidylinositol 3-kinase complex. The transcript has 2 exons. Gene Ontology annotation, biological process: phosphatidylinositol phosphate biosynthetic process; intracellular signal transduction.
CAGCAACAGAAUCGACGCCCCUCCUGCCAGCCUUCUUAACGUGAAAUGAAAACACGUUCUAUCGUUCUCAGAAAGUUUCCAACUCCCCCAUCCUUAUCUAAUACAGAAGUAAAUCGCCAUUCCCCUUCUCUCUCUAAGCGUCAUCUAGACAAUCUAGCUUGCUUGUACGAAUAUCAUUCGUUAUACGACCGUUCGUGUCGUAAGUAGUACGAUCAAUAAAUUAAAGAUCUAACCUCAAAAUAAACUUUUCAAUGAGAAAAUAGUGUACAUAAAAUCAUGUUCACUUGGAUUGAUGUUCGGACUAGUGCUAGUAAACAUAUUUCAAGUGUAUAGUGUCAUUUCAAUUUUUCAUUGGAUUAAGUGCCUCUAAUUGUAGUUAUGAAAAUGUGUUAUAUCCUCUACAAUUCUUGUAGUUACUGUCUACACAAAUUAAUAUAGUAUUGAAGUAUUGGGCAUGGCAUUAGCGUGCAAUGUUAGGCUGUAGCGUGGUAUGUCCAAACUGCAAGCACGAAUUCCAGUGCUGUCCUCCGAAUCAACAAUGUUGCAGUACGAGGAGAUCUUUGCACGUGCUAAGUGGAGGUGGUUUGGUGACUACUUUGGCGCCAAACCCAAGUCCAUGUCCUUCCCCACAAGUAUCUCCAAGCGUGCCUCUAUCAUUCAUUCUACCUCCGUUCGCUACCCCCCUGCAGUUUGCCCCAGCGCCAUUAGAAAACAAUUCCGAAACGGAACUUCAAAGACUGUCGGACACCGUACGGGCUCUGCGCCUAUCCGGUUGGUAUUAUGAAGGUAUAACUUAUCAACAAAGCCAUGAACUAUUGAAAGGAACGAGUGUAGGAAAGUUUUUAGUGCGAAAUUCUUCGGACCCUAAAUUUCUCUUUUCUCUUAGUGUUCAAACUGAACGUGGACCUACUUCCGUGCGUUUAUUCUAUACCAACGGGUAUUUUAGAUUAGAUGCCCAAGUUCAUCUCCAAUCAGCGAUGCCGAUGUUUCCUAGUGUUAUUGACUUGAUUCAGCAUUAUGUACAACAAAGUAAGUUGUGUCGUAAUAAUGCACAGGUUUGGGUCGAUCAACAAGGUAAAUGGUACUCUUCCAUAUUAUUAGAAAAACCUGUCAGGAAAAAAUCGAAGCCACCUAGCCUUAAACAUUUGGCUAGAUUGGCCACGCAUAAAGCAUUGCAAGACGCUGCAAAACCUCGUUUAGUGAUGCUACCUCGUCCACAUACUCAGUUGGAAUUACCCAAUUCCUUGAUAGGUUACUUGUCCGAGUAUCCUUUCUAUAUAUAACUUUGAUUGGGCCAAAGACUGGACUGGUCGGUACCUUUACAUACCGACAUCAGGGAACACCAAUAAAAGUAUUCUAAAAUAGCACUGAUUUCGGUGUUUAAUUAGGUAGGUUAACAAAUUGGUAAAAAUAAAACAAUUAAUUCUGUUUGUUGAAUGGAACUUAAAAUUGUACACUGGAAAUAAGUCAAUGUUGAAAUUAUUAAAACAGAAAUUUCAAUAUUACCAAUGAAAGGCUUCCAUUAUUAAAGAUGAUACAUAAUUGAUUAAACCAUUAAUUGAUUCAUUUCAGAUUAACUCUGUACUGGAUAUAUCUAAGAUAUAUCGGUUUUUAAGUAGCAAAUAUUAUGUAACAUUGAUACAUUUCCAUAGUCGAAACUGCUGGUUAGUUUGACUGUUUUAACUGUACAGAAAUUUAAACAAGGUGCCGCAAUUAGAAAUAAACAAAUUUUUCUAAUAUUAUCGUAGGGUAAAAUUAUUUAUUAUAGCAAGUAAUCCUAUAUAUUGUUACUAUAACGAUCUUUAAACUUUUAAAAAUGAGUUAUUGCUAGUUACAUAAUUCUUUUCUAAAACGUGGUGCGUCCAAUAAGGGCCUCGAACCACAUGUGACCCGUAAGACACGAUUUAAUAACCACAACUAUAUAUAAUUUAUAUUCCCACUAAAUGCAUCUAUAAAAUAUUCUACAGUGGUGUAUUUCUAUAGUCAAACCUACUGGCCACUUUAAUUUAUUUGAUUGAAUAUGUUGUCAUAAACAUUGAAAACGAUUACAAUUAUAGAUAUUUUCAAUACAUAGGUAUUCUUUAUUUUAUUUAUUAACAUUUAUAUCCACUCGGAAUGGAAACUGUCAAUGAACCUACACAAUCAAAAGUCUCGGGCCUCCUGAAACUUUUAAGUCUGUUUAUAUUUGGUAAUUUGGUUUCCCUAAGCACACAUGGUAAUUUGGUUUCCCUAAACACACAAACUACAUUGAAGUAAAAAUUAUUUUGUUUGUCAAGAUCUUUGCUAAGUGUUCCUUGAUAGCGAAUAUAAAUAAAUUAAUAAAAACACCAGACCACUCAUCAAGUGUUGCGUCACAGUUAAUAUCUCUAAAAAACUAUUUGCAGGUUUAAGUUGUUCGCUCUGAUGACAAAUAUACUGAUAGCUUUUCAAAAAAAUAGUCAGUAAGAGGAUUCAAGUAGAAAGGCGACUGAAUUCUUGCUAUCUGAAGUUACCAAGUCGGAUACGUGCUUGAAUGAACAUUAAUUUUUCAAGCCGAUCGUCUAUACCAACUAAUCAAACGUGAAUCCUAUUGAAUAUAGCAAACUUCCAAUAAAAUAUCUUUGUCACCUUUCAAAACUCACAUUUAACCUUAAAUGUUUCAUUUAAAACGCUUGCCUAAAGAUUGGCAUAUACUAAUGCCAUUUUAUAAUUUUUCAACAUAUCUAAGCUAUUAAAAAUGUAUCGAAAGGUAGAUUUAAUUGGUCAGUUUUUUCCACGUAGUAAAAAAAUCAAAGGGACAGUAAGGCUCGAUUAAACUGUACCAAUAUAGGUAAUUUUUGGGCUAUCAUGAAAUUCUAUAUUUACCAAAAACUUUUAGUUUUUUCAAAUUAUUUAUUAUGAAAUUUCUUUUGUUGUUUCUUAUUGUCGCACCUGAGAAAAACAAAAAAGUUCUGUAAUAUGAAAAAUAUAUAUUAAGUUCCUCAAAUAUAUUCUUAUUUAUAUUCCAAAUUAUUUUCAUUUGUUUAUUUAUCUAAAUUGCUAAAACCAAUGUUACUAAAAUUAUUGUUUUUUUUUACAUUUAUGAACACUGAUUCACAGUUUGAUGUUUUUAAUAGUCUAAAUAGGGAUAACGAGGUAUAUAGGUACCUAUAUAACUCAAAAAUAAGAAAUGUUCCUACUGUGAAAAUAAAUUAAAUACAUCGCAAUCUCUUAAUACAAACUUCAAACAUAGCAUAAUGAACAAUCAAUUCUAAGAUUAAUAUUACUAUUUUGAUCCCAUUCUGCAUUUCUUUUUGUUUUCUGUUAUUUAUAUACUUUUUAAAAUUCUACCAUUGUCAUAAAAAAUUUUUAAUUCACUUAUAUAAUGUCAAAAUCAAUCUUGUAUAUUGUACUAAUGUGUGUCCUUGGUAUAAGUAACAGUUCCUGAAAAAUAUUUAGUUGCACUUAUUUUGAAAAUAAGAUAGUGGGUAUUGGUACUACUCAGAGAAUAUUGUCAAAUAUUCUAAAUCAAGUUCAUUUUUCCAUCGUAGGAUACCCAAUAUUUUUUGUUUUCAAUCAACUGACAAAACAUGUAAAAUUUUUCUCGAAAUUAAUAUAUACGUACAUAUGACGAAUCUCAAUUUUAAAUGUUGCAUGUUUUUGUCAAACUUGAAACUAUGUACAUAUUCAUCAAAUUCUCAGAUCGUUAUUUUAAAAAUAUUAUCUAAUACUAUAAUUAUAUUUAUCACAGCUGUAGCCAUGAAUCACUACAAAGGAUAUCAUGCACAAAACUUUCUGAUAAACAUAAUUUUCUAAAGAAUAAUUGGGACUGAAUCGAAAAUAACCCUUAACAUUUCUAGGGAGGCUGGAGUUUAAAUUCGAAAAUACGUGUAUGAAUCUAAUCUGUAGCACAAUAGGUGGUAAAAUUAUAUAGAAUAUUUGAGUUAAAUAUAGCAAACACUAUGGUUUAGAUGAACAAUAAUAACUUCCAGCUUGAACGGACAAGCAAUUUGCUUAUAUCAUAUUUUGUUAUGUACUGACUAAAAUCGUGAAAAGCAGCAAUAGUAUGCAUGUAACCAAAUUAUUUUGGAAAUAUAUCCAUAACUCUUACACUAUUGUUAAUGCACUUUCUUCCACAAUUGCGAGCAACUGGAUAGGUGAUUCGCAAAAUAUCCAUAACCGGAAACCUGUUCUUUAAAUUCUGACUUCAAAUUCACUAUGUUUAUUACCAUAUCUCAUUUUAAAAAUUAUAAAACACGAAUUAUCUCUUUGAGACUAUUAGAAAAUAUAAGAAAAUCAAAAACCCCUGCUCCUACCAACAUUACAGUGGUAUCUGUUGUUCGUUUAAUAGUUCUACUAAAACCUGAUUAUUUUAACUAAAAACUGUUAAAGUUGUUUGUUAGUGAUUUUAGCUGAAGUGACAACUUAACGCUAACGCUAAGACUUAAUGCUUUAAUAUAAAACUUUUUUAUUCCCACUGCUCAUUAUUUCACUAAUUAUUUUCACACACAUACAUAUAUAAAUUUUCUCUAAUAAUAUUGUGGAAAAAAGUAAAAUUAAGUUUUUCUGUCCAUAAAUUUAUAUAAGUUUGUUCCGCUGUAACGUUUCCAACUCUAGUGUAGUGUUUGAGCUAGCUUCAGCCUUCUGGUCAGUUUUUUUUGGUAUACCAACUAUAGUUUCUAGUAUAGAGUUUCUUCGUGAAUCCUUCAUAGAUAAUUGAAACUAGCGUAAUAUACGGGUUAUAUUUAUACUAAUUAUACUUGUGUACAGAACAAAUCUAGUCUAAACAAUAGAUGUAAUGAUCUGAUUAUUUGACAAAUAUUGUAAAAAGAUGGACAAACAGAAUUUCUUGAAAGAAUAAAAAUGUAUAAUCGUGAAUGUAUUUAUACAAGGUAAACAUGGGUGUGAAUGCAAUUAGAAUGUUUGUUUUUAGUCUAAAUGUAUUUAUUUCUUUAGAACAAUUAUAUUAUUUAUUAUUAAGAAUAACAUA